AUGAGUAAUUGUUAGGAACAUGUGCAAAAUCAAAUUAGUAUUAUAUGCGUAAAUCCACAUAUAUGUCAACAAAAUAGAAAACUUUGCGUAGAAUGUUUAGAACAACACCACUAUGAACCCUAAUAUUCUAUUCUUCUAAAAAAAUUUUCAGAAAUUGUUCAACAGAAAUUCGUAGGUUUCGUACCUUUAGAUUAGUCAAUAAAAAAAAAGAUAUAAGCUGAUUUCGAUUUAAUUUUUGAAAAGUUGGAAAAAAGAAUAAAAACAAUAUAGAAUGAAUUGGAUUAGAAAUUGCAUAAUAGCUUCAAAAUAAUAGAACUAAAGGAUUAAUUGUAUCUUAAAUUGAGAGACUCAGAUGUCUUGGAUUUAACUAAUACCGAAUUGAACUAAAUAGUUGAAAUAAUUUAAGACAAAGAGGCAAUUCCAAAAUGGUAGAAAUUAAAAAGUUCACUUUCUAAAACCAUAAUUGAGGCCAUCAGUAAAAGUGAAGAAUCAAUAAAUUCUUUGAAAUCAUAAAUAUAGGAAUUUUAGUAAGAUAGACAAUAAGAAUAUAACUGUUUAACUUUCGAUUCUCUCAGCGAUAGUAUCGUCAAAAAGAAAAUCAAAAUCAAAUAUUCUAAAGACCAAAUAGAGUAUCUGAUGGACGGUUAAAUAAUAAGGAGGUAAUAAUUUGAAUUCUAGCAGGUAAAAGUGAUAAAAUUUAAAAUAUCUAACAGAACCCCGAUAUGCUUCAAAAUUUAGAAAAAAUUUGCCAUCUUUAAUGGAUUGGCUAAUAUAAAUAAAAAAAUUAAAAGUAAGGAAAAUGGAUUGCAAAUUGGAACGGAGAGAAUCUGUCUAAUGUAGGCGGUUUGUACCAAAAUGAUGGAAAAAAAACAGGAUAAUGGACGGAAUUGAGCAAAAAUUUUUGUAGGUUAUUGAGAUAUUUAUAUAUUUUAGCAAAAGUUAAAUUUAUGAGAUUGGAUAAUAUAACGAUAACUAGAGAGUAGGUAUUUGGAAGCAAGUUAAUGAUUUUUAAGAAUUGUAAUCAAUUAUUAUUAAUGAAAUAGAGGGAGUGGCGAAUACAAUGAAAAGGGUGAAAAAAAUGGUAAUUGGAGAGAAGUUUCGGAUGGAUUUUGGGAUUAAGCUUAAGUGAUUUAUGAGGGUAAAUAUUUAAAUGGUGUUAAAAUUGGUUGUUGGAAUAUUUAUUCAACAAAUGAUAAAUUAAUUUAGAUGUAUUAAUAAAAUAUAACAUGUGUUAGUGGAGGUGGAUCAUAUGAAGAAAUAAGCAGUGGCAAAAAGAUUGGAAAUUGGAUUGAGAUUUCUGAAAGAUUUUAUAAUUAACCUCAAGUAAUUUACAAAGGUUAGUAUGAAAACGGAAAAAAAAAAGGUAGAUGGGAUAUUUUUUAUGAAAAUCAAAGGAUGUAGCAAUUCAUAUAUUAUUAUUAUUCUAUAGUGGUGGCGGAUAGUAUGAUGAAGAAUUUAAUGGCAAUAAAAUUGGUUAUUGGGAGGAGCUGUCUGAUAACAUCGCUAAAUCCUCUUAAAUAACCUACAGAGGAAAAUAUAGAUAAGGGAAAAAGGUUGGGGAAUGGUAGAUUAUUUUGCAGUAAUAAAAUCAACAGAUGUAAAAUAAUUUUAUAAAGUGUUUAUAUAAAGUGGAGGAGGAUUCUAUGACGAAAACGGUAAUGGGAGCAAAUUGGGCAAAUGGGUGGAGCCUUCUGACAGAUUUUAAGUAAAUUCAUAAGUAACAUAUGUUGGAGAAUAUAAAAACAGAGUAAAAGUUGGGGAAUGGAAUGUUUGGUCUGAAUUGGAUGGAUAGAACUAAAGGAUGUAAAUUCAUUUUAUAACUUAUUAAUAUUUAGAGGAGGAGGAAGAUAUGAUGAAAAGGGAACUAAGGUGGGCAAUUGGAUUGAGCUAUUUGAUGGUUUUUAUCAAGAUUUAUAAGUAACAUAUAAAGGAAAUUAUUAAAAUGGAGAAAAAAUUGGGCGAUGGGAUAUUUGGUAAAAAUAGCAUGGAAAGUAACAAAAGAUGUAAAUUAAUUACGCAAAAGUUUAUAUUUAGCGGAGGAGGAUCAUACGACAAAAAAGGGAGUGGGAUUAAAUUGGGUCAUUGGAUUGAGCUUUCUGAUAAUUUUGAUAAGCUACACUAGGUAACUUAUAAGGGAGAUUAUAACAACGGUAAAAAAGUUGGGUAUUGGGAAGCUUGGCAUGAUGCAAUCUAGAUGUAUUAUAUAUAUGUAUAUACUAGUGGAGAGGGAGAAUAUGAUGAAGAUUCUAUGAAGGUAGGUUCUUGGAUAGAAAUUUCUGAUAAAUUUAAUAAUGAAAUUUAAGUAGUAUAUAAGGGCGCAUAUGAGAGAGGAAACAAGAUUAAUAGAUGGGAUACUUUGAAUUUUAGAAACGUGAUGUAUAAAAUAUAUAAAAUUUACUUAAGUGCUGGUGGAUAAUAUGAUAGUCAAGGAUAUGGAAUCAAGAUUGGUGAAUGGGUAGAAGCAAUAAAUGACUAUUCAAUUUAUUACAAAGGAUCUUAUUUAGAUGGAAAAAAGUUUGGUUCUUGGGAGGUAUUUGCAAUAGGUUACAACCAAGAGAAACAGUCCUUAUAAAAAAUAGAUGAAUAAUAUUUUUGA
Messenger RNA from Paramecium octaurelia, 2596 nucleotides. The record is from the annotation of a GenBank genome assembly. NCBI's taxonomy places the organism in Eukaryota, Ciliophora, Oligohymenophorea, Peniculida, Parameciidae.